Folsomia candida is the source of this 3347-nucleotide messenger RNA. RefSeq names its product dynamin-like 120 kDa protein, mitochondrial (gene Opa1). The transcript is spliced from 14 exons. Gene Ontology annotation, biological process: mitochondrial fusion. Bases 321 to 3158 code for a protein of 945 amino acids. NCBI's taxonomy places the organism in Eukaryota, Metazoa, Arthropoda, Collembola, Entomobryomorpha, Isotomidae. Gene Ontology annotation, molecular function: GTPase activity; microtubule binding; GTP binding. The record is from RefSeq and is a predicted model, not a curated record. Gene Ontology annotation, cellular component: cytoplasm; mitochondrial membrane; microtubule.
GCUUUUUUCGCUACUAAAUUGCAUCCUAUCUUUAAAUAUUUGUAAAAUUACUCUAAACGUUGAUUAAUGGACAAAUAGUUUUUAAUUAAUAGAGAGCCGCACGACAAUGGGAAGCUACUGCUGACAGAUGAACUUUGAAAUUGCUUAAAUUUGUGGCAUCGAAGAUCUUUGGGCGUCAUUUAUAUGGAAUGAUUCUCAUAUAGUACAUACUUUCUAGUCAGUGCAGGAUGAAGACGACAUAAUUCCAAAUUUACCAUAUUUCCUUGAUUAUUGAUUGACAUAUUCACGUCGACACGACAUAAUCUCAUCAAUUUGAAAAAAUGCUCAGAAUGAAUCCGAAAAGAAAUCCUGUGCGGCCGAUAUUAGCGUCUGUGGUGCGCCUUCAAUCAAUUCCACUUGUUCAUCAGCGAGGACUUGCCAUGCUUGUCGCCAGAGUUCUCAGAUCAGCGUUGAAGCUGAGAUAUAUAGUUCUGGGUGGUGCUGCUGCUGGAACGGUUAGCCUUCAUCAGAGUUAUCAGAAUUGGAAGGAUUCCCUCCCUGAUACAUCUUGGUUAAAAGAUUUGAUGCCUCCUCCUGAAAAAAUAGAUGCUUGGCAAGGGUCAAUAAUCGAGUUUAAAAAUAAAGUCAAGGAUUUUGAAAUCGAUCCAGAGACCAAGGCAUUAGGUCAAAAGCGCUUAGGGGAAUUCCGUCAUUGGUUUGAUCAGCGAUUAGACAAAGCAAUUAAGGCAACCGAGGAUGAGACUACUGCACAUAUGUCAGAAGAGACACACUUGACAAGAAAUUCAAACGGAGAUGCAAUAGUUAUGAGCCCAGGGGUGCUUCAGCGAAUGUCAGUUGCGGCAGAGAAAGCUGCUGGAAAAAUCCAUAAUCCUGCGGAAAGAAUAGAAUCCCUCUAUGCUCGACUGGAGUCGUUACAAGACGAGUUAAUCAAGGUUCAACUAAAGUAUCAAAAGGAGAUAGAAAAAUUGGAGAAGGAAAACAAGGAAUUAAGGAAACAAAUUUUGUUACGUGGAAAAGAUGUUCAAACUAGAAGAAACAUUAAGAAAUCCUUAAUUGACAUGUACAGUGAAGUUUUAGAUGAAUUGGUGGACUUUGACUCGUCUUACCGAUCUGCAGAUCAUUUGCCAAGAGUUGUCGUAGUUGGUGAUCAAUCUUCUGGUAAAACUAGUGUUUUGGAAAUGAUUGCAAAGGCUCGAAUCUUUCCUCGAGGAGCCGGAGAAAUGAUGACAAGAGCCCCAGUUAAAGUUACCCUAAGUGAAGGACCCUACCACAUUGCCCAGUUUAAAGAUUCAUCUCGAGAAUUUGAUCUCACGAAGGAAACGGACCUUGCGGACCUCAGACGUGAAGUUGAAUUGAGGAUGAUGAACAGCGUCCGAUCCAGUGGGAAAACAGUUUCUGAUCAAGUCAUCAGCAUGACAGUAAAAGGACCAGGCUUGUCAAGAAUGGUCUUAGUGGACCUGCCAGGAGUGAUUUCGACACAAACAAUUGAAAUGGCCGAUGAUACCAAAGAGUCAAUUUUGCAAAUGAGCAAGCAGUACAUGUCCAAUCCUAAUGCUAUCAUCCUUUGCAUUCAGGAUGGUUCAGUGGAUGCUGAAAGAAGUAAUGUUACAGAUCUAGUCUCACAAAUGGACCCUCAUGGAAGGCGAACCAUUUUUGUACUUACCAAAGUAGACUUGGCUGAAGAAAAUAUGUCGAACCCGGACAGGAUUCAAAAAAUUUUGUCUGGAAGUCUUUUUCCAAUGCGGGCCUUGGGAUACUUUGCAGUUGUUACUGGAAGAGGAGGAAAAGCUAGCGACUCGAUUGAUCAAAUUAAACAACAUGAAGAAAACUUUUUCAGAAAUUCAAAGCUUUUCAAAUCUGGGAAAAUUGGGUCGACUCAAGUAACGACGAAAAACUUAUCAUUAGCUGUCAGUGAAUGCUUCUGGAAAAUGGUGAGGGAAACGGUAGAACAGCAAGCGGAUGGAUUUAAAGCCAUGAGGUUCAACUUGGAAACAGAAUGGAAAAACAACUUUCCAAGAUUACGUGAGCUUGACCGAGAUGAAUUAUACGAAAAGGCUCGUGGUGAAAUUCUAGACGAAGUUGUAAAUUUGUCUCAAGUUUCUGCAAAAGAAUGGGAAGAAUUGAUCACAAAGAAGCUUUGGGAAAAUAUGAGUUUACACGUCUUUGAAAAUAUUUUCCUCCCAGCAGCACAGUCCGGCUCAUCAAAUACUUUUAAUACUGCAGUAGACAUUAGAUUAAAGCAAUGGGCUGAGCAAAAAUUACCCAGUAAAUGUGUUGAGGUCGGUUGGGAAGUACUACGAGACAAGUUUUGCCAGUUUUUAGAAUCUGCCAAGGCGUCAAAAGACCACGAUAAAAUAUUUGACGCGCUUAAAGCAUCUGUAGUUGAUGAAUCUUUUAAACGUCACCAAUGGGAAGAAAAGGCCCCUGAAGUUUUAAGAGUAAUUCAAUUAAAUACAUUAGAAGAUCGUUCUGUUCAUGACAAAGGGCAGUGGGAUGGGGCCGUAAAAUUCCUUGAACAGUGUCUUAAGGAUCGUCUCCAGGCGUCGAAGGAGUUUCUACAUCAAAUGGUAGGACCUGGAACAUUUGAAAAGUGGUUAAAAUGGCGAUAUCCUUCAGACAGUCAGCAACUUCGUGCGGCAGUUAAAUCUGAAAUUGAAGCCAUUUUGAACAACGGUGGGAAUAGCGAUAAACAUGCGGCUAGUCUAUCACCAGAGGAAAUUACUGUGAUAAAAAAGAAUUUGGAAGCUAGAGGUGUGAAAGUAGACUUGGACACAAUUAAAACAACAUGGUUUGCCAUAUACCGUCAGGGCUUUUUAGAAAAAAGUUUGAAUAAGGCAUUCGAAUGCAAAAAAGGAUAUUGGAUUUAUUCAAGAGGUGUAGAAGGCGAGAUCGAUUGUAAUGAGGUUGUCUUGUUCUGGAGAAUUCAGCAAAUGCUAAAAGUUACUUCAAAUGCAUUGCGGCAGCAAGUAGUAAAUAGAGAAGCUCGCAGAUUAGAAAAAGAAAUAAAAGAAGUAUUGGAAGACUUUGGUCAAGACAAAGAUAAGGUCUGUCAACUUCUGACGGGUAAACGUGUUCAACUAGCCGAGGACUUGAAACGCAUUCGGCAGAUUCAAGAUAAACUAGAAGAAUUUAUUCGAGCGCUUAACACCGAAAAAUAGAAAUAAAAUUUAAGGUUAGGCUAGGUGGUUCUAUAAUGACAAAUAUUCCAAUGAAGUUGCUCGAUGAUUACUUAAUUUGCUAGAAUUGUGAUUGUGAUUAAUAUAUAAAUUAUAAAUACUAACAAAGUUUUAUAGAGUUGAUCGCAUAUUAUUCCGUAUUAAAGAAUAUCGUGUCCUUGGAACUCUAAA